AUGUCAAUUGGCCUUAAAAAGGCUAUAGCCCUGUUUCUUUUGAAAAAACGAAUUUCGAGUUUCGAAGAAGACAGGCCUCCAAGAAAGCCACUCCGCCUAAAGAGUCCUAUUCCUAUCCGGUCUACAUUCACUAUUCUUCAUAGGCACUGCGCUGGGUCGGUAGGUUGUUGUUUUUACUUUUUUCUUCUUGCUUUAAUCGAUAGGACUUCCCGUAACCCGAAAAGGUUGGUUCUUCCCCUACAACCCCUACCCCUCCAAGGCAGUACUCUUCAUCGGCAAAUCCGAAUGUCUCGAUCCGAGUUGAGACCCACCUACAGAAAUUGA
Messenger RNA from Zea mays, 324 nucleotides. Lineage: Eukaryota; Viridiplantae; Streptophyta; Magnoliopsida; Poales; Poaceae. The record is from the annotation of a RefSeq genome assembly.